UGACAUCUCUCCUGUUCUCCGUUGUGGUGUCAUGCGUCGCUGAUUACUGAUACUACAAAGCCGCGAAGAGAUCGAGUGAGCCGCAGCCCGGCACCAACAGAGUGACCCCUCGUCACGUGGGUGGGCAUCAGAGCCGACGUCUCGAACGUUGUACAGACCAGCAACGUCAGCAUCAUCCCUUUGAGCACUGCCGUACACUCCUCGUCAUGCCCCGCGCAGCUCUAGUCACCGGAUCCACAAGCGGCAUCGGGCUCGGCAUCGCGACAGCCCUCGCGGGCGCAGGAUACGACGUCAUGCUGAACGGGUUUGGCACAGAAGCCGAGAUCGCGGCCCUCGUCUCCUCCCUCUCAUCGCACGGCGUGCGCGUGUCGCACCACCCGGCGGACAUGUCGGAUCCUGCUCAAGUUGCGGCGCUGGUAGAGGCCACCGUGUCCGCCUUCGGGCGCCUGGACGUGCUCGUGAACAACGCGGGGAUCCAGCACGUGGCGCGCACCGAAGACUUCCCCGCCGAGCGGUGGGACGCCGUGAUCAGCAUCAACCUCUCGGCCGCGUUCCACGCGACCAAAGCCGCGCUCCCGCACAUGCAGCGCCGCGGGUGGGGCCGCAUCAUCAAUAUCGCGAGCACGCACGGCCGCGUCGGGUCCGAAGGCAAGUGCGCGUACGUGGCGGCCAAGCACGGCCUCAUCGGCCUCACCAAGGUCGUCGCGCUCGAGAAUGCGAAUGCCGGGAUCACCGCCAACGCUAUCUGUCCCGGGUGGGUCGAGACGGCCCUUGUGCAGCGGCAGGUGGCUGCGCGCGCCUUAGAGGGCGGGAUCAGCGAGGCCGAGGCGGCCGAGCGCCUUGUCGGCGAGAAGCAGCCUAUGAAGCGCUUCACGCGCCCCAGCUCUGUUGGCGCCCUCGCUGUGUUCCUGUGUAGCGACGCGGCCGAGACGAUUACCGGCAGCGAGCAGGUCAUCGACGGCGGGUGGACUGCGCAGUGAAGCCGCUCGCUCAACCUUUUGAACAGACUCCACGCCCGCUUAUCUUCCUAGAGACCUAGACUAGACCCCAAUGCACACCCGCUCGUAUCGA
Molecule: messenger RNA, 1071 nt
Organism: Cutaneotrichosporon oleaginosum
Lineage: Eukaryota; Fungi; Basidiomycota; Tremellomycetes; Trichosporonales; Trichosporonaceae
Molecular function (GO): 3-hydroxybutyrate dehydrogenase activity
Source: RefSeq, a predicted model, not a curated record